Molecule: messenger RNA, 1576 nt
Organism: Strongylocentrotus purpuratus (purple sea urchin)
Lineage: Eukaryota; Metazoa; Echinodermata; Echinoidea; Camarodonta; Strongylocentrotidae
Product: retinol dehydrogenase 13
Exons: 1
Coding region: 151-963 (270 amino acids)
Source: RefSeq, a predicted model, not a curated record
GAGCCUAGUUGUAAAAACUGUUGACGACUGCCAGCUAACUUACUAGCUUUAGGAGUAAGGUCUUUGACGUGAUAUUUUACCUGACAAUCAUUAAAAACACCACGAAAAGUGGCGUUAAUUUUACAACAAGCUGCUCAGUGGUUUUCCAAGAUGAAUGGCCGCAUAUUCUUAGUAACGGGUGCUACAAAUGGCAUAGGGCAGCACACGGCUCUCCAACUUGCUAAGACCGGCGCGACAGUCCUUGUUCACGGCAGAGCUCUGGCGAGGGUUGAAGCCACCGUAGCGGACAUCAAAAAGGCAACAGGUAAUGAAAACAUCAAAGGCUACAUUGCUGAUCUCGCAUGUUUGGCAAAUAUCCGCCGUCUCUCAGAUGAGCUCCACGCCUCUCAAAAGCACAUUGACGUCCUAAUCAACAAUGCUGGUGUGUAUGAGAAGAAGAGACAGGAAUCAAAUGAUGGAUAUGAAUUGACCUUUGCUGUGAAUGUCAUGGCACCUUUCUUGCUGACAUCUCUCCUUCUGGACCUCCUAAAGGCUGGUAAUAAAAGCAGGAUUGUUAAUGUCAGUUCCAUCUCCCAGUCCAGUUUUCUUGAUCUUGAUAACUUACAGCUCAAACAUGAUUAUGGCAAGGGUGAUAAAGCAUAUGAGCAGUCGAAACUAUGUGAUAUAAUGUUCACCAUAGACAUGGCUGAACGAUUCCGUAAAGAUGGCAUCACAGUGAACUGUUUAGACCCAGGAACUGUCAAUACCCAGAUGCUACUGAAGGUAUGGGGAGCAAUAGGAAUUCCCACUGACGAGGCAGAUAAUGAAUUUCAUCUUGCAACUGAUGCAAAAUUUGAAGAUGUCACUGGGGAGUAUUUUGUGGAUAUGAGAAAAACUAGGGCCUCAGCAGUAGCUUAUGACAAUCAGCUCAGAGGGAAACUUUGGAAACACCUUGUGGACAUAACUGGUGCACAGUAUGACUAGAUGUUUGUUUAAAUUUGAUAUGCAGGUUUUGUGUACUAUUGUCAUAAACUUUAGUGAAUAUUAUUUUAGAUUCAUUCGCAAAGUAAUGAUACUAUUUGAAUAAAAUGUUCACUCCUAAUUUGAAUUUUACUUUGAUUUAUUUGUUUUUCCUUUUUGUGAUUGUCUAUGGAGUUGAUAAUAUACAUGUCUGUAGAUUAAUGUUAUUAUAAACAUGCAUCACAAAAGGAUAGUUACUUGGAUUUAUUGGACUUUAAAAGAUGAUAAUUUUCAGCUGUAUUUUUAUCAUCACUUUUCAAUGUUUUGUACAUGUAAUACUUAUUUGAUUCUCUUAUGAUUUAAAAUGUGUCUUGUAAAUAUUUCAAAGUGCCAUACUCAACAAUUUUUCAUCCGAUAUCUAUAUAACUCUUAUCUCUUGUUUAUGGAGCAUAACUACAUGUACAUGUAUUCUGGACAGAUCUUGCAUUAAUUCUUAUAUAGUGCGCCUAUAUUAGCACAUUAUUUGUAGUACACAACUUGUAGUACUUUGAUAUUUUUAUGAUGUAAUCGCAGACAGAGUUAACUUUUUCUUUUUAAGUGAACAUGCCUUCAAGUUCCUAUACUUAAUUCUCUUCUU